Molecule: messenger RNA, 3563 nt
Organism: Paralichthys olivaceus (Japanese flounder)
Lineage: Eukaryota; Metazoa; Chordata; Actinopteri; Pleuronectiformes; Paralichthyidae
Product: transmembrane protein 41A-B-like
Source: RefSeq, a predicted model, not a curated record
UGUGUGGCCCCAGAUCUGGUAAACAGGAGCGGACCGUCCGUGUGCCAUCGUUCCACGAGACACACCGUGCCUCACGCCCUUCACGCCAUUGUUCAGCAACUGACACACCACAAACAGUAGCCUCAGCGUGACAGACCCAGGUUCAGACAACUGCUGCUGCAUUUAACAAGAGAGAAAAUGAAAACUAAGGUCAUAAUCAUGCUCCUUGCCCUUGUGAUCCUGCUCAUUACCUUUUCGUUCCUGCCCAAAGGGGUAUCCGAUGAUGCUACAGACAAUCAAGUGAUUCCAGAUGACGAGAUGUUGAAGGAGCUCCUGAAAGGUGACGAUGCUGACAGGGCGUUCAAUACAUCUGACGGAGUUGAUGGAAAACACAGUUUCCCGGACCCUGACCACGACUGACAGGAGAAAGACUCCGUCUGUGGUUACUUAUAACAUUGGAAAUAUUACAUUACAUUUCCUGUACAUGAUCAUUCUGCCAUUAAUUAAUCAAACACUGAACAAAUCCUCAAAAUCAACUGUACAUUCAGGAGUGUGCAAAGGUUUUAAGCACUCUACAGAUUUCGGUCCAUCAGACAGAAACAUCAGGGAGACUUAGAAGUACCUUUAAGUACUGCAGAUAGUACAUGGGUCUAUACAUUAUAAUGGUAAAGUGGUUUCUGAAGUAACACAGUAAGUUCAAGUUUAAUCAAAGAGCUACUGCAUGUGAACGAUUUAACCAGGAUGUUAUUUAAUGUACCUUUAUUUUGUACUUUUUAACUUUAUGGCUCCAUCAAACUAUUACAUGUUACAAGUUUAGUAACUUUAAACUCACAUUAUAUUUAAAUAUAAAUACAAGUGACUCAGAAUGAGCUUUAAAUAAACCAUUUCUUUUCAUUCACAGUCUAUUGUUUUGUUUCAUAAUCCCACUGAACUCCACGUGUGUUUGACUACAGCGUCCUCUCCUGGCUGGUCGGUGUAAGUACACAUUAAAGUUGUUAAAGUUGAAACUCCAGAGAAAGUUUCAAACCUGCAGCUUUGAUAAGUGUCAGUGGUUUAAAGUUCAGAUGAGAGUUCACGUGCACAGUUCUGACCAGAGCAGAGACAGUGAAGCGGACACGCACGUGUCAGAUCAUGUGACACAGACGCUCAAGUGUCAACAGCGUCUUUUCUCAAACCUCCGAGCACCGGGGUCCAGCUGAGCCCGUGCCCGACAUCCGAGGCCCGCUUCUCCGUAAACCACACCGCCUCCCUCCCCUCCUCAUUCCGCCAAUUCCCCGGUGGUCCUCUUCUUAACUCCAGCCCCGACUCCUCUGCGCAGUCGAUCCGGGGAACAGGGAGCCACAGCCGGGGGGAAGCAUGCGCUCCAUAGCGGGACUCGCUGCCAUCGUUGGGGCGGCGAGCGUCUUCCUCUACCUGCUGUCGACUCAUCUGCCCCCGGGACCCCAGCAGCCAGAGGCCCGGGGAGAGGACCGGGGAGAGGCCCGGGGAGAGGACCGGGGAGAGGCCCGGGGAGAGGACCAGGGAGAGGACCGGGGAGAGGACCAGGGAGUCCGGGAGUACAGGCUGAAGUUCCCGUCGGACCUGGACGAGCUGCGGGAGCUCGCUGACACGCUCAAGUUUUAUAAACGAGAACAUCACGGCUACGUCCUGCUGCUGUUCUGUAGCGCCUACCUGUACAAGCAGUCCUUCGCCAUACCCGGCUCUUCCUUCCUGAACAUGUUGGCCGGUGCCAUAUUCGGGCCGUGGGAGGGUCUGGUCCUCGCCUGCCUCCUCACCACUUUAGGCUCCACGUUCUGCUUCCUGCUCUCCGCUGCGUUUGGAAAGCAGCACGUGCUUCACUUCUUCCCCGACAGGGUGGCGCUGCUGCACAGGAAGGUGGAGGAAAAUCGAAGUGGUCUAUUCUUCUUCCUACUUUUCCUCCGUUUCUUCCCCAUGACUCCUAACUGGUUCCUUAACAUCACCUGUCCUGUCCUCAACAUCCCAAUGCCCAUUUUCUUCUUCUCUGUGCUCAUAGGUUUGAUUCCCUACAACUUCAUCUGCGUUCGUACGGGCUCCAUGCUCUCGGAGAUCUCCUCCCUGGACGACAUCUUCUCCUGGAGCACGCUGGCCCAGCUCCUCGCCAUCGCCCUCAUGGCUCUCAUCCCUGGAGCGCUGAUCAAACGCUACAGCGAAGGUCACCUCAAGGUGGACGGCAUGGACAGCAACGGAACCAGUCAGGAGGAAAUCAAGCGGAAGAGGCGAUGACGGAGAACCUCACUUUACCUGUCAUCGGGAUCGAGGUGGGGAAGAAGCUCUCCGCUGGCGGGCACCGUCAACACGCCAUCUCCACAGCUGUGACCUUUCCAGACAUUUUUUCUUUUGUGUUCUCACAUGGACUCCUUUUGCCAAUUUACCUGGCAGGAAAAACCUCAGUGAACGUCCAGAGUAACGGACUUGGACGUUUUGGGGUUCUCACCUGCAGCCGCUCCAGAUAAGUUCAGGAGAAUAUCAGUGCACGUCUGUAACAUUGAUAUGUAACAUGAAUAUCCUUUGAUUUACAAAAAAAAAAAAAGUCUUAAACGGUGCUGGCGUUGCUUUGGAGAGGACUCAGGAGUUUGUGUCGAGGGUAAAGUGGCGAAUGUGCAGCUUUAAAACGAGAAAUCACUUUGAUUCUCUUCAUCAGGAUGUUAUUCACAAAUAUAUACUUUAAACGGUCUGUAUUUAUUUACAGGUCAUAAAUAUAAAAUAAAUAAAGCGUCGAUCUGCACAGGAAGCCCCACCUGGAUAUCCUCGCCGACCUUUGACCUUUUUAAAUGUAAAAUCUGAUGACACCAGACUCUUAGGCUUUAAAAAAAGGUUCACUCAGUUUGUAGUCGACCUUAAACUUCCCCUGCCGGUUGUUUUGGUAUAUUUUGAUUGUCUCAGUGUUUUUCUCAAAGCACUUACUGUCGUGUCUUAAUGUCGCUGUGACUGCAGAUGAGUUUUACAGUUGCUCUCUGCAGCACAGUUGUGAUCUUCUCAUGAUCGUCUCUUUGGCCUGAAGGUUUUAUUUUCUGAAUGUUUCUAUGAUGCAGUGAAAAGUGUUAAAAUCCAGAGUAAUGGUUUUUGACCUUUACUGCAACCCGUACAAUUUGGAGACAUCUUGAGAAGAUCCCAUCUUUUGCGUCUGUGAAUUUGAGGCACUUUGUCUUUGUAACUAAUUUAUUGUUUGAUUGAAUUAGACUGGAGAUGUACUUUAUAUUUUUAAGUCAGUGUUUCAGAGUUUCUGUAGAAAAUAGUCUUAAAUUAUAACUUUUUAUAGAAAAUUAAAGCAUAUUGAGCAAUUUAUUUAUACAUUUUAGUGAAAAUGUUGAGCGGAAAGGGACAGUUUGUAUCAUACGUCCUUGACUUUACAGAUCUGGAUCAUCUGCUGUAUUUUUUUAGAGACCUCAUUAGAUGAAGCUUAUUUUGAGAUGAUCUUUAGUAAAAUGUCAAUGUUGAAUUUUGGACAUCAGAGUUACGUCAUGUCGCUCUGUGAGCUCGGUUGUUCUGGUGUUUUGUAAAUGUGAAAAAGCGCAACAUCCACUGUUUGUACUGUUUGUCCACUGCGACGGCUGAGUUAAAUA